GGGAUGCAUCGCCAAGAUUCACACCACAGCUUGUGAGCCGCCUCAGCUGUGGCUUGCCGCCCCCUCGCUUGACCUCAAGGCAGUGGAAAGUGCUCGCCCUUCUCCAAGCUGCCGGCUAUUUCGGUAAUUUUGACAGGACGAUCUUUGGCAUAGCAGUGCCGCAGAUUCAAAGAGACUUUGCCUUGUCGGAUGCGCAAAUCAGCUAUGCAGCAUCUGUGCUGGGGCUCUCUUCGAUCCUGGCUUCUGCCAUCUCCUGCUUGUCGGAUCGCUGUGGCAGAGCCCAGGUUCUUAUGUGGACGCUGGCACCUUACACGUUGGCUACUGCCUUGACAGCGCUGUCAAGGAGCAUCACAUCUUUCGUUCUCCUACAGCUGCUUGCGGCAGCUUUCAUAACUGCGGAGGGCAUCAUAUCCCACGUAAUCGUACUGGAGGAGAUGCCAGCAGAUUGCAGGGGAUGGGCCGUCGGCUUGCUAAACACUGGCUCGGCCUGCGGCACAGGCCUCGGCCUGCUCCUCUUUGGGGUGUCUGACGGGGCCUGGCGGCUCAUGUAUGCGCUGUCCAUUCUCCCGUUGGUCGGCAUUGGCUUCAUACGCCGACAUCUUCCUGAAACAAGGCGGUGGUCCGCAGUGAACACCCAGGAGAUGGACAAGGAGAGUGCACAGGAGCUGGAGGUGCAAAGCCUGCGCCUGCCUCCACUGACUCCGCUGCGGCUCGGCUCCCCCACCGAGGAGCCGAACGCUGCAGCGAAAAGGUGCCAUUUCAAAAGAUUGUCCAAGGUAAAGCGCCAGCACUUGUUCUGCAUUCUCGCUUCUUUCCUCGGUUCUUUCUUUCCGAGCGCUGCCAAUUUCUACGCCUCCAAGCAGAUCCAAGUGGUGCACGGAUUUGGAGCGGCAGGCUUCGCGAAACUGUCGUUGAUUGGUGGCAUCUUGGCGCUCUCCGCUUUCAUCAUUGCUGGAUACCUGGGAGAUCGUUACGGCAGGAAGUUGCUGGGUGUUUCUGGAAUCCUACUGAAAGCCAUGACAGAUUUCAUGUUCUACAGCAUCAGCCCGGGCAAAGCCUACUCAGUGCUUCUCAUCGUCAGUGUCUUCUGUGUGCGCACAGCUCUGGGCAUGGCGCUGGACACUACCUUCCAGGCGAUGGGAGGGGAAGUGUUCCCAACCUCAGGAAGAACCUCCGCUCAGGGCCUCCUGGUCCUCACCGGCGGCCUCGGUGGUCCACUGGGGCUCUUGACAGCCACGCGACUCGGGGAUGUUCUCGGGACAUCCGAAGCCACGAGGCUCAUGGCAUGUGGGCAGAUUUUCACAGCUCUGAUCGUAGCGGUUGGAUUUCCAGAGACUCACGGCCGGGAGCUCGAAGAUAUCAACAGUUGA
Symbiodinium necroappetens is the source of this 1370-nucleotide messenger RNA. The record is from the annotation of a GenBank genome assembly. Lineage: Eukaryota; Dinophyceae; Suessiales; Symbiodiniaceae.